This is a messenger RNA of Sciurus carolinensis (gray squirrel), 2307 nucleotides long. RefSeq names its product dihydrouridine synthase 2 (gene Dus2). Gene Ontology annotation, molecular function: tRNA binding; tRNA dihydrouridine synthase activity; flavin adenine dinucleotide binding. Gene Ontology annotation, cellular component: cytoplasm. The transcript has 19 exons. Gene Ontology annotation, biological process: tRNA dihydrouridine synthesis. NCBI's taxonomy places the organism in Eukaryota, Metazoa, Chordata, Mammalia, Rodentia, Sciuridae. The coding region runs from base 488 to 2011 and encodes 507 amino acids. The record is from RefSeq and is a predicted model, not a curated record.
GUGGCUGGCGCAGUUCAGUUCGGCAUGCGGAGCUGGCGGUCAUCAGGAAUUGGCCAAAUUGCAAUUCGGUGACCGCUAGGUGUGCAGGUGCAGCAGAGGAAGAAUGAUCGUGAAUAGCGUCUCUCUGUGCUUCCACCACAAACUCAUCUUAGCCCCUAUGGUUCGGGUGGGCACUCUCCCAGUGCAGCUGCUGGCCCUGGAUUAUGGAGCUGACAUCGUUUACUGUGAGGUGCAGCAGAGGAAGAAUGAUCGUGAAUAGCGUCUCUCUGUGCUUCCACCACAAACUCAUCUUAGCCCCUAUGGUUCGGGUGGGCACUCUCCCAGUGCAGCUGCUGGCCCUGGAUUAUGGAGCUGACAUCGUUUACUGUGAGGUGCAGCAGAGGAGGAAUGAUCGUGAAUAGCGUCUCUCUGUGCUUCCACCACAAACUCAUCUUAGCCCCUAUGGUUCGGGUGGGCACUCUCCCAGUGCAGCUGCUGGCCCUGGAUUAUGGAGCUGACAUCGUUUACUGUGAGGUGCAGCAGAGGAGGAAUGAUCGUGAAUAGUGUCUCUCUGUGCUUCCACAACAAACUCAUCUUAGCCCCUAUGGUUCGGGUGGGCACUCUCCCAAUGCGGCUGCUGGCCCUGGAUUAUGGAGCUGACAUCGUUUACUGUGAGGAGCUGAUCGAUCUCAAGAUGCUUCAGUGCAAGAGAGUUGUCAAUGAGGUGCUCAGAACAGUGGAUUUUGUGGCCCCUGAUGACCGAGUAGUCUUCCGCACCUGUGAAAGAGAACAGAGCAGAGUGGUCUUCCAGAUGGGGACCUCAGAUGCAGAGCGAGCCCUUGCUGUGGCCAGGCUUGUAGAAAAUGAUGUAGCUGGUAUUGAUGUCAACAUGGGCUGUCCAAAAGAAUAUUCCACCAAGGGAGGAAUGGGAGCUGCUCUGCUGUCAGACCCUGACAAGAUUGAGAAGAUCCUCAGCACUCUUGUUAAAGGGACUCGGAAACCUGUGACCUGCAAGAUCCGCAUUCUACCUUCGCUAGAAGAUACCUUGAGCCUUGUGAAGCGAAUAGAAAGGACUGGCAUUGCUGCCAUCACAGUUCAUGGGAGGAAGCGGGAGGAGCGACCUCAGCACCCUGUUAGCUGUGAAGUCAUCAAAGCCAUUGCUGAAACCCUCUCCAUUCCUGUCAUAGCCAAUGGAGGAUCUCACGAACACAUCCAGCAGCAUUUGGACAUAGAGGAAUUUCGACAAGCCACAGCUGCCUCUUCAGUGAUGGUAGCCCGUGCGGCCAUGUGGAACCCAUCUAUCUUCCUCAAGGAGGGUCUGCGGCCCCUGGAGGAGGUCAUGCAGAAGUAUAUCAGAUAUGCGGUGCAGUAUGACAACCACUACACCAAUACCAAGUAUUGCUUGUGCCAGAUGCUGCGGGAACAGUUGGAGUCGCCCCAGGGAAGGUUGCUCCAUGCUGCCCAGUCUUCUCAGGAAAUUUGUGAUGCCUUUGGCCUUAGUGCCUUCUAUGAAGAGACUAGUCAGGAGCUGGAUGCCCGGAGGGCUGAGCUCUUGGCCAAGACUCCAGAGGAGGUGGGGGAACCAGCUGAAGAUACCUCUGGUGUCAUUAAAAUGGCUGUCAAGUUUGAUCGGAGAGCUUACACACCCCAGAUCACCCCUAAGAUGUGCCUGCUGGAGUGGUGCCGGAGAGAGAAGUUGGCACAACCUGUGUAUGAAACGGUUCAAAGACCCCUAGAUCGCCUGUUCUGCUCUGUUGUCACUGUUGCAGAGCAAAAGUACCAGUCCACCUUGUGGGACAAGUCCAAGAAACUGGCAGAGCAGACUGCGGCCAUCGUCUGUUUGCGGAGCCAGGGCCUCCCUGAGGGUCGCCUUGGUGAGGAGAGCUCCGCUUUAUACAAACGCAAGCGGGAGGCUCCUGACCAAGACCCUGGAGGCCCCAGAACUCAGGAGCCAGCCCUGCCUGGGGAGCUAUGCAAGAAGCCCUUUGUGACCUUGGAAAGUGGUGAAAAGAGAACCCUGGAAGGUUGGUGACUACUGUUCCUGCCAUGGUAACCCUCUCCAUGGGCCUGGCACUGAGGUGGCCUUGAUACUGGAGCAUGAACCAGAUGCCAUUGGUCAAUUUGCUGGCCCUGCGUGGCAAGAGUUUGAGGUCCAGGACUAGGUCAUCAGUCUGGAACAUAGACCAAGGAGUGCCCAGGUGUGGAUCGCAUCUCUUAUGACUGGCAGGGCCAAGUUCCUAGUGACUGGAAAACAGGAGCUGUUCAGGUGACUGACUUUUCCCUAACUUGACAUUGGUACAGUGCAAUAAAGACACCCCUCCACCAUCA